Messenger RNA from Vespula pensylvanica (western yellowjacket), 2051 nucleotides. RefSeq names its product protein phosphatase 1L. Bases 194 to 1663 code for a protein of 489 amino acids. The transcript has 9 exons. Gene Ontology annotation, molecular function: protein serine/threonine phosphatase activity; cation binding. The record is from RefSeq and is a predicted model, not a curated record. NCBI's taxonomy places the organism in Eukaryota, Metazoa, Arthropoda, Insecta, Hymenoptera, Vespidae. Gene Ontology annotation, biological process: protein dephosphorylation.
CUUAUUUAUCUACCGCAAAGUGCUGCAGACUGCAGUACCACGGUCACAACCGGAAUCGUCGUGUCUCGUUGAUACGUAGAAAUGUAAAGUAUUACGAGAUAUAUUUAAUACGACUUUUUUCAAGAGGUACCAUACUGUCUCUCUCAAUUGCUAGCCUAAAAUUGGAUCUAAUCUUGGUUUCUUAGAAUAUACUAUGGAUGACGAGCUUGAAGAUAGGAUCUUAUAUCAAACUUACGUGUCUCAUAUGAAACUGAUGUCAAAAUUCACAGUGGGUAUUCCCGCUGUCUUAAAUGCUGCUGUCAAUACUCCAUUAGGUUAUUUUUGGAGAAUCAUGAGAAUCUAUGCUUUUAAACCAGAGGUAUUAAUCUGCUGCACACUUUUAGCAGUGAUGCUUCUUUAUAUACAAGCUGUCGAUCCUUGGAGUAGAAUGCUGUUUGAAAAAAUUCAAUACACCCUAGGACGUACAACGUCUAAGGUUUCAAAGUUGCAAUUUCUUGUUAAUGAUUCUGUAAAUAAUGGAGUAAAACUUAGCUGGGAAUUAAAACAAGGGAAUAUAGCAGCUUAUGCAGUUCAAGGUCAUAGAGCUCGUAUGGAAGAUCGUUUUGUAGUAAAUGAAGAUUUAAAUAAUACUGGUGUAUCCUUGUUUGCAGUUUUUGAUGGUCAUGGAGGAGAGUUUGCUGCAAAUUAUGCUCGUGAUAAACUUAUUCCAAAUAUAAACAAAAAAGUGAUAGAACUAAAGGAUAUGAUAGCUGGUAGAUUUUCUGAUAUACAGAAAAAUAAUCAAAUAAAUAAUCGGCCAAUAAUUCAAUCUGAAAAUAAAAAAGAUGUAAAAACAGAUUCAACCACGAUCGAACGUAAGAAAUCUUUUCGUAAAACUGUUAGUACUUCGGUAACGGAUGAUUGUAUGAAAAAUAGUGUCGGCGUUACUGAUCCAGAAUUAUUGGAUAAAUUAGAUAGUCUGUCACGGCCAAUCACGAGGGAGGUAAGACCUUGUAGAUCAGGUGAGACUCAACCUGAAAUUGAUAUGACAACCUAUUUAGAUGGAGAUAAAAUAAAUUAUGGUAGACUAUUAACCGAUGAAGUUCUAGCAGUAGAUCGAUUAUUAGUUAAAGCAGCUAAAAAAAACAUGGAUGUAGCAGGUACUACUGCUCUGAUCGCACUUCUAGAAGAUAAUAAAUUAGUAGUAGCGAAUGUCGGUGAUUCUAGAGGUGUAAUGUGCGAUGGAAAAGGCAAUGCGAUACCUUUAUCGUUCGAUCAUAAACCACAACAGGAAAGAGAAAAAAAGAGAAUAUAUAAAGCUGGUGGAUUAGUGACAUUCAAUGGAGUUUGGAGAGUUGCUGGUAUAUUAGCAACAUCUCGAGCUUUGGGAGAUUAUCCACUGAAAGAUAAAAAAUUAGUAAUAGCAGAUCCAGACAUUUUAACAUUUGAUCUAAGUGAUCACAAUCCAAUGUUCCUUGUUUUGGCAUCCGAUGGACUAUGGGAUACUUUUACAAAUGAAGAAGCUGUAGCAUUUAUCAAAGAACGUAUAAACGAGCCACAUUUUGGUGCAAAAAGCAUUACAUUACAAAGCUAUUACAGGGGAUCUUCAGAUAAUAUCACAGUAGUUGUAAUCGACUUACGAGAUAAGAAAUAUAAUGGAACAGAAUCAAAAAGGAAUCAGUAAUUAUUAUCUUAACUGUUUCCAAAGUAUUAUAUGGUAAAACUUCCUAAUGUUGUUUUUCCAAAACUCUUCUAGUCAUUAAAUUCAAUUAAAAAUUUGAAUUUAUGAAAGCGAAGAGAGAGAAUGGGCGUAUUACUACUACAAUAUUGUGAUUUCACCAAAUAUGAUAUUUGAGAUGUUAUUAAUAUGUACGAUAAGAGAAUAUUCAUUUUUGUAAUUAAUUUUCAUUUGUUAUUAUUAUGAUAUAUAUUGUAAACUAUAUUUUUUCUUGCACGUGCCUUAUUUCUUGGCUGUGUAACUUCAAACAUGCUUUGAGCAUUCUUCCAUCUCUUUAGCUUGUAUAACUUAUAAUGACUGAUUUUUGGUUACUUUACAAAAAAAAAAGAAAAGA